AUGAACUUGCAGUGGAGCAGCCCGGCACCCUGCAUCCGCACCGGGAGAGUCGCGCACAAGCGGCUGGACUCAGAUGAUCAGCCGCCGGCUAAAUGCGCCAGGCUGAGCGCAGAGGCGGGGGACACACAGGGACUCCUCGGUACUUCUCCCGGGUCCCCGGUCAGCCCCGUCUCAACCCCUAUCCCGGCAACCCACCAGGGGCCAUCCAGGAUAGGACCGUUUCUGCUUCUACCUCUGGCGGACCGGGAGAGCAUGCACAGCGCGAUGAACACCGACACCGGCGAUGAGCUACUGUGCAAGGUCUUUGAUAUGGGGGUGUACCAGGAAAAGAUCAGAGCCUACGGGAUCCUGCCAGCCCACAAGAAUGUGGCCAGCAUCAGGGACAUCAUCCUCGGUGAGCGUAAGGCCUAUGUGUUCCUGGACAAAGACUUUGGGGACAUGCACACCUUGGUGAAGAGCUGUCGCAGACUGGAUGAGGAGCACACCUGCAGACUCUUCCGUCAGGUGGCUCUGGCUGUGGCACACUGCCACCAGGCUGGCAUCGUGCUGGGUGACCUCAAACUGCGAAAGUUUGUCUUCGCUGAUGAAAAAAGGACACAAGUGAGACUAGAAAGCCUCGAGGACUGUCGUGUACUAGAAGACCCUAACGAUGACUCCAUGUCAGACACCCACGGCUGCCCCGCCUACGUCAGCCCAGAGAUCCUCAGCAGCUCUGCACCUUACUCUGGCAAGAUGGCCGACAUGUGGAGCCUGGGGGUCAUGCUGUACACCAUGCUGGUUGGUCGCUACCCCUUCCAUGACCCAGACCCGGCUACACUGUUUUCCAAAAUCCGCAGAGGCCAGUGCUGUUUGCCAGAGGGCUUGUCGCCCAAGGCCAAGUGUCUGCUCCAGAGCCUGCUGAGGAAAGAACCCUGGGAGAGACUCACAGCGACUGAGCUGUUCACUCACCCGUGGUUCCACCGGCCGCCCUCAUCGCGGGAAGUGGUGCUGGGUGAACAGGAAGUGACUUCGGCGGAACAGAUGGUGCCAUCGUUUGACGUGGAAGAGGAUGAUGAUCUGUUCUGCUGACGGACUCGAUUUAGCUGAGUCUGGCUGAGGGACCAAAACAAAAAUUGCUACGAGGGACUCGUUGUUGUUUUUUACAUUGGCACUUUUUAGAAACCUAUUUGUGUACUGUUGAGUGUACAUACACCCUCAAGCUUUCUAAAAAAACUUACUGUACUGUAUUUUGUUGUUGUAAGUGUGUUACUUGCUAAGGGCAUUGUUCACAAUGAUCGUCAUUGUGUUUCUAUAUGUGCGUUUUUGAAAUGAUUUGGUGCUAAAAGAAAUAGGACUCCGGAUUUGCCAGGUAAUAUUAACAAAAUGAACUCUGCAGGUUUCUUUGACUAUAUCCCAGAACAUUAACCCAUGGCAAACAAUAGUCACCAAUGCUUGCUCUCAGCCUGGACUCACAAGACAACAUUAGAUGAAUCGCGAACGGGAGGCGAGGAGAGCGGGAUGUUGUUCCUCUCACUCUCUGACCAAUCUGGAGGCCUCAACGGCUGACUCACCGAUCGGCUCGAGGAAGGCCUAGUGCAAGCUUGAUGUCUCGCAGCAGGCGGUGUCAUAGAGUGAGAAAGAUGGUUAGCAGAGGACUGAUGUGUCACACUCAGCGGGGACGCUGCAAAGGUGUUUCACUGCCAAUCUGGCAAUGUCUCAGCAAAUGGAGAGCAUUUACAAAUCUCACACCAUGCACAGAAGGUUGAGAAAGGCAGGGUGUUAUUGAUGUAAGACGCACAGAAAAGUGGGCAGAGUUUGUCUCUAAUACACACACACACACACUCAACAAUAAGCAGUGGCACUGGGCUAACACAAGUCUUUGUAUAUGGCUAACAGAGAAAGGUACAUCUCAAAAACGUUCUCAUUUUCAACAGUUAAAACUGAAACAGUUACCUUUUUAAAUCAUGCUCAAAGCUGAAUAUGUCAUAUAAGGGUGGAAGUGUCUGACCCUGCAAAUUUUACUUAAUCUGUUCGGCAAUGCUGUGCGUGCAAUUAGCCACAGCUAAACCUAACACUAAUUCUUCUACUUUAAAAUGAAAUGCUGGAAGGAACUCGGUUUUAAACACUUCACAUGUCUUUGCAGCAACAGAGAUGGUUGAUUCAUACACCUGAAGACGAGCUACAGUAGAACUUACGUGGACAAAUUUUUUUAAAAAUCCACAGAGAAUUCAGAUGGUACUUCCUACUGACUCAAUAUGAAUUAUCUCCCAAUUCAACAAUGCUUGUAUUUUUUAAGAAAUGUCUUAAGGAACCCAUUACAGAAAAAUGAAGACUUUCUCAGUUGAGCAGUUAAACCUGUCUUGUUCAUUUCUGUUGGAACAUUAUGUCAAGCUGUGUUGCUUUAACAAAGCUGAGUUGUGCUGAGUGUUGCGCCCGUAUCACUGUGUUUCAUAAACUGAAUGGCUCUGAAUCAGUCGCAGUCAGGCGAUAUUCGAUGUUGGUUGUCUGAUGAUGACUCAACACUCGAGUGUGUCUGUAGAGAAUGGUCCUGACCUUGGCUGGAAGAAUCUGUUCUGACUGUUUCACCUCUUUAAUGGUACUUUUUUCAUUCUUUCUUUUUAUUUUUUAUUUUACUGGAUGGAGUCAUCAUAGUUAGUGGCAUUAUGUACCACAUCUACCACGUUCUAAAAGAUAUUUUAUCUUGGAUCAUGACAUGCGGAUAUAGCGCUUCAGUGACGUUUAGUCUUACUGUAGGUCUGCAGCCAACUAUUUCAUUCUGGCACAAUUAUUUUGACAACGGUACUAAAUCUGGCAUAUCUGAGAAGCGCUGUACAUUCAAUUUUUGGGUCACACAGUCGGCGAAUAAAACGUCUGUUGCGGAUCUUUAAUUAAUUUCUCUCAUCUCAUCUCAGCUUGAGAUGCCAGAUGGGAAAAGACUUGUGACAAUCUGAAUUGUUCCUCACAGAAAAGUAAUUUAAUAAAUUGAUUUAUGGUUUUGUUUCUAGUACAUACAUGUAGAGUGAGUCACACAUUCAUGUGACAUGUAGAGUAAACUGACACGGGUGCACAAACUUCAUAUUGCACUGUGAAUUAUGUAUUUGUGACACAACCUAUAGACUAUUAUUAGUCCAGACAGGUUACACAAGAGAUAUAUUCAUUGUACAAAAGAUGUAAAUAUGUAUAUUUGAAAUAUGUGUGGAGAUGUGUUGAAUAAAGAUCACAUUUUUUUCAUUAUUUCA
This is a messenger RNA of Micropterus salmoides (largemouth bass), 3218 nucleotides long. RefSeq names its product tribbles homolog 1-like. Bases 1 to 1068 code for a protein of 355 amino acids. Gene Ontology annotation, biological process: protein phosphorylation; regulation of MAP kinase activity; positive regulation of proteasomal ubiquitin-dependent protein catabolic process. Gene Ontology annotation, molecular function: mitogen-activated protein kinase kinase binding; ATP binding; protein kinase activity. NCBI's taxonomy places the organism in Eukaryota, Metazoa, Chordata, Actinopteri, Centrarchiformes, Centrarchidae. The record is from RefSeq and is a predicted model, not a curated record. The transcript is spliced from 3 exons. Gene Ontology annotation, cellular component: nucleus.